CCAGCAUGCCCUGCGUUCUCCCCUCGCGCAAGCCUGAUCACACAAACGGUUUGUUAACGGUGUUCAGGCACUUUUACCUGUUUGAACUCUUCGGUGCUGCUUUGUUUCAUGAUGUAAGUUCUACUUCUGACAACAACACAGGUGUGACAGGAGCUUCGGGUGUUAUGAACAACUAUGAGGUCAUUCGUCAGAUCGGAGAGGGAGCGUUUGGUAAAGCCUUCCUGGUUCGAGACAAAGAUGGCGGCGGAGAGAGACAGUGUGUGGUCAAACAGAUCAACCUCAGGAAGAUGUCAGCGAGGGAGAAGGAAGCGUCGAAGAAAGAAGUGACUCUGCUGUCGAAGAUGAAACACCCGAACAUCGUCUCGUUCAUCAGCUCCUUUCAAGAGAGGGGCGGCCUGUACAUCGUGAUGGAGUACUGUGAUGGAGGAGAUCUGAUGAAGAAGAUCAACAUGCAGAGAGGAGUCUUCUUCAGGGAGGAGCAGGUGGUCGCCUGGUUCGUUCAGAUCUGCCUCGGACUCAAACAUAUCCACGACAGGAAGAUCCUCCACAGAGACAUCAAAGCUCAGAAUAUCUUCCUCACCAACGGAGGGAUGAAAGCGAAGCUGGGGGACUUUGGAAUUGCAAGAAUGCUGAAUAACACCAUGGAGCUGGCCAGGACUUGUGUGGGGACGCCGUAUUACCUUUCCCCAGAGAUCUGCGAGAGUCGCCCCUACAACAACAAGACGGAUAUCUGGUCUCUGGGCUGCGUCCUGUAUGAACUCUGCACCCUGAGGCAUCCAUUUGAGGGCAGCAGUCUGCGGCAGCUGGUCAGCAAAAUCUGCAGGGGGCGCUACAACCCUUUACCCACCCGCUACUCCUACGAGCUCCGCCUGCUGGUCACCCAACUCUUCAAGGUGAACCCUCGGGACCGCCCCUCGGUCAGCUCGGUGCUCCGGCGUCCCUUCCUGGAGAAGCUCAUCUGCAAACACCUGGACCCACAGGUGAUGCAGGAGGAGUUCAGUCACACAGUUCUGCAUCGACACAGAGCAGCAGCGUCUCAGGUGUCUAAAGGACGAACAGUGAACACAGCAGAGAAGAUUCAGAAGUCCAGAGCUGCAGAGAGAGCCGCGGUCGCUGUGAAGAAACUUCCUGCCAAACCCGAGUGGAGAGUCCCCCUCAGAGCCUACAGCCCCGCACACUUCAGACCUCUUCAUCAGAGAGCAGCUGCUGACAGAGAGAUCCACAGGUUAAAUGAGCAGCAGCCGCGCUGCCAUUACCAGCAAUACCACGCCCAGCUGGACGCCUUACAGAGGAGGAAGAGGGAGGACGUCCUCCCUCCUCCUCUUCCUCCUCCUCCUCCUCACCUGGAGAGAGAGAGGGAGCCACAUGAAGUCCCGUCUGUGGAGCCGUACCAGAUCGUGGCUGCAGCUCGUAAUGAAUACCUGCAGAGGAGACACGAAGCAAACCAGUACAAACUGAGAGCGGAGAAACAGCUGGGUCUGCGUCCGUGUACAGCUGAGAGCAACAGGAGGCCUGAAGGUCAAGAGCAGGAAGAGCGAUCACCUGAACACCAACCAGCAGCUCAGGAGAGGAGGCCGGACGGACAGCAGGAGUACCUGCGUCAGCUGGACCUCAUCAGACAGCAGUAUCACCAGGAAAUGAGACAGAUGAGGCAGAGAGCUGAAGCAGAGGCUCAGCCACAACACAAACAUGAAACCUUUGUGGUGGACAAACCCAGAGACCCUGAACCCUCUGCAGACAGCAGAGAGCAGCCGAGAGUCUCACCUGCACAGGACGUUGAAGCGGCUCUGAAGCAGAUCAGGGAGGAGAACAGAGACCAGAGGAGAGCUCUGGAGAAGAAACACAGAGACAAGAAGGGAAUCAUGUUUGAGAUCCGGUUAGAUGAAGAAGGGAUGAAAAAGGAUGCAGAGGAGGAAAAAGAGGAGAUGAAGAAAGAGGAGGAAGAGGAGGAAGAGGAGGAGGAAGUCGACCUUCUGAACCAGACUCUGACCUUCCAGCAGGGAGAGGACAUGAAGCUCAGGGAUUGGUCAGAGGGGGCGAGAAGGGGGUGGAGCCAAAGGACUCCUCGGACUCUGCUGGAGGCACUCUGCAACAUGGACGUCUACUCUGCAGACAACACGGUCGGAGGCGAACGAGGCGAGGAGGCGGCAGGUCGCAGGGUGUGGGCUGACGGCCCCCCCAACACACUGCUCAACGCGCUGGCUGAGGCUGAUCUCACGACCUCGACUCUGGACUCAGCGACUGAAGAUUUAAAGUCAGAGGAGGAGGAGGAAGAGAAGGAAGUGAGGGAGGAAGAGAAGGAAGUGAGGGAGGAAGAGAAGGAGGUGGGGAGGGAGGAGGAGGAGGUCUCUGACGUAGAGAUGGAUGAAGAACGUCUGGAGCCGAGGUCGGACGAUGACGACACAAACUUUGAGGAGUCGGAGGACGAGCUCAGGGAGGCGGUGGCAGACUCCAUGAAGAAUCUGUUUGUGAUGGAGGACGGGAGCUCGGAGGAGGAGAGAACAGAAGAGGGAGCGGAGGCGGAUGAUGGGAGUGAGGCGAGGGAUGAGAGAAGAGUUGCAGACCCUCAACAAGUUCAGACAGAGAUCGAGGAUUCAGGUGAUGUCGCUGCUAAUCUGACUGAGGUUGUCGUGCCUGAGCUUGAAGGAGGUGACGGUCAGUUUGAUAACACACAGUAUCAAACCACCUGAGUGCAAACAUACCUUCAGUGUUGGACAAUAAGACCUCAGCAGCUGGAGCAUCUUUGUCUCGUUAUACUGAAUCUACACUGAACAUCUGUAACAACCAAGACUCUGAGAUGUUAAAUUAAUGAAAUUGGAGUUGAGAGGCCGGGAGAACCCAGUCUGUUGUCUGCAGUGUUUAUGAUCUGUAAUUUAAGGUUCCUUUUUAGAGAAUUGUGCCCUGAAAACAACUGUGUCAGAAAGUAUGUGAAGAGACUUUUUGUUUUGGUCGGUCUCUUUGCUCUAUCACGUUUCAUACCGUCUGAGAUCCAAACUGUGCAACACACUUGACCAUGUUUCUCUAACUGUGAAUGUGUCUCUAGUCUGUCUACAAACCCCCCAAUGAUGACAAAAGUCCAUCCUCU
Messenger RNA from Labrus bergylta (ballan wrasse), 3085 nucleotides. RefSeq names its product serine/threonine-protein kinase Nek5. Gene Ontology annotation, biological process: protein phosphorylation. The record is from RefSeq and is a predicted model, not a curated record. Gene Ontology annotation, molecular function: ATP binding; protein kinase activity. NCBI's taxonomy places the organism in Eukaryota, Metazoa, Chordata, Actinopteri, Labriformes, Labridae.